AUGACCUCGACGUUCAGACCACCCAGCCCCGCCCCCGCCGACAACAACGAGAAGGGCAAGGGGGGCGACUAUGUCGUCGGUCCCGCCGUGAUCAAGGACGGCGUGUUCGGCGACAUCACAGACGGCGGGCCAAACUACCGUAAUGUAUCCGCUACCGGCGCGCUCGUCCUCCUCACCAAGACAAACUUCGGCCUCGGCGUCCUCACGAUCCCGAGCGUGCUGUUCACGUUCGGCAUCGUGCCGGGUAUCAUCCUCAUCUUUGCCAUGAUGGCGUUGACGACGUACUGCGCGACGCACGUUGGACGGUUCAAGCUCCGCCACCCCGAGGUGUUUGCGUUCGCUGAUGCCGCCGGGAUCGUCGGAGGCCGCGCCGCCAGCAUGGCGGCCAACGCCUGCCUUGGCCUGUACUACAUGCUUAUCACUUCGUCGGCCAUCGUGUCGCUCUCGACAGGCCUGAACGCCGUCUCGACGCACGGCGCGUGCACCGCCGUCUUCGUCGCCGUGGCAGCUGCAUGCGGGCUCAUCGUCGGCAGCGUGCGCACGCUCGGCACCGUCACCUGGAUCGGGUGGGUGGGGCUCAUCACCCUCCUCGCCUCGGUGAUCACGCUCGCUGCCGCCGUCGGGCGCCAGGACCGGCCGGCCGCGGCCCCCGCCUCUGGGCCGUGGGACAGGGGCCUCUCGGUGGCCACCAACCCCACCUUUGCCCAGGCCAUCGCGGGCAUCAGCACCAUUCUGUUCAGCUACGGCGCGACCCCCAUGUUCUGGAACAUUGCCUCGGAGAUGCGCGACCCCCGCCGGUUCAACAGGGCCAUGAUCUCGUCCAUGCUCCUCAUCACGGUGCUGUACCUCGUCAUCGGCGGCGUCGUGUACGGCUUUUGCGGGCAGUACGUCUCGUCGCCUGCGCUCGGGUCCGCCGGCCCGCUCAUGAAGAAAGUGUCGUACGGUAUCGCCCUCCCCGCGCUCGUGGCGACACUCACCCUCUUCGCCCACUGCGCCGGCAAGCACUGGUUCGUGCUCAUCCUCAAGGGCAGCCCGCACCUCACGUCCAACUCGCCAACACACUUCGUCACCUGGUUCGGCUGCAUGUUGGGCAACAUUGUGCUCGGGUACAUCAUCGCCAGCGCCAUCCCCAACUUUGGCAGCAUCAUCUCGCUCGUCGGCGCCCUCAUCAUCCCCACGGUCGGUAUCUGGCCGUACGUCUUCCUCUGGUGGCACGACAACUGGCGCUUCGUGUCCACCGAGGAGCGGCAGCAGUGGCGCCGCCGCGCCGUGUUUGCGCUCAACAUCCUCUGCUCCCUCCUCGGCCUGUUCAUCACCGUCGCGGGCACGUACGGGUCCGUGCUCGACGUGAUCGCCACUUCGGCUGGAGGCGGUCCGUGGUCGUGCAAGGACAACUCGAACUCGGUGUAG
Vanrija pseudolonga is the source of this 1410-nucleotide messenger RNA. RefSeq names its product N amino acid transport system protein. Gene Ontology annotation, biological process: amino acid transmembrane transport. Gene Ontology annotation, molecular function: L-amino acid transmembrane transporter activity. Bases 1 to 1410 code for a protein of 469 amino acids. NCBI's taxonomy places the organism in Eukaryota, Fungi, Basidiomycota, Tremellomycetes, Trichosporonales, Trichosporonaceae. The transcript is spliced from 5 exons. The record is from RefSeq and is a predicted model, not a curated record.